Messenger RNA from Salvelinus fontinalis (brook trout), 5225 nucleotides. Its product is annotated as zinc finger and BTB domain-containing protein 16-A-like. Gene Ontology annotation, molecular function: protein binding. The record is from RefSeq and is a predicted model, not a curated record. Gene Ontology annotation, biological process: negative regulation of transcription by RNA polymerase II; regulation of cytokine production; regulation of immune system process. NCBI's taxonomy places the organism in Eukaryota, Metazoa, Chordata, Actinopteri, Salmoniformes, Salmonidae. Bases 433 to 2385 code for a protein of 650 amino acids. The transcript has 8 exons.
AUAGGUUGUGAGGACUGUUGCCCUGUAGAUGUCUCUCUUUCCAGCCUUGAUAGGACCGGGAACAGAGGACAAUCAUUCAAAGCUGUGACGUCGCCUGGGUGAUGAUUUGCCUACUUGGAGUGUGGAUGAGUUUGGAGCGGGUUCUGUGAAUUGCCUUGCCAUUAUGUUGCCUGAAUGAUAACGCAAUCAAUCGGCUAAGUGAGGACAUAACAGGCCACUAAGGAAUUCGUGAUUCCGUCAAAGCUCAGUUUGCACCUGAUGCGCUCUGUUACUGAACUACCCAGGCUGAGUUUCAGCAUUACCCAUCAAGUGGAUAUGGGUCAGUGGUCACUGAAGACUUAUAAAUAAACUGAAGGAAAAGCAGGUGGGAUAGAACACACCUCAUGCGUGGGCUCAGAGAGGGUCCGAGGCCGUACGGAUCAUCUGACUAAGAUGGGUGUUCUCCAGCUCCACAACCCCACUCUCCCAGCCACGCUCCUGUACAGGGCCAAUCAUAUGCGUCUGUCGGGAACGCUGUGUGACGUAAUCAUCACGGUGGACGGCCAGGAGUUCCCGGCCCACCGCACCGUCCUGGCCUGCACCAGCAAGAUGUUUGAGAUCUUGUUCCACCGCAGCAGCCUGCGCUACGCCCUCGACUUCCUCUCCCCCAAGACCUUCCAGCAGAUCCUGGAGUACGCCUACACGGCAUCCCUGCAGGCCACGGCCGAGGACCUGGAUGACCUGCUGUACGCCGCUGAGAUCCUGGAGAUCGAGUACCUGGAGGAGCAGUGCCUCAAGGUCCUGGAGACUAUCCAGUCAGAGGAGAAGCAGGACCACCUGAGUCUGAGUGGGAGGAACCACGGGUCUGGAGAGAGUGAACAAAGCAGGGCAAGGCACUGGAGGAACAUGCUAAUAUCCAAGAAGCAUUCCAUGCAGGAGGGUGGUAUCAACCCCACCGCCCUGCACCACCUGGCACUGUACCACAUGACUGACAGGAGUCCCUCUGGGCCAGGGGGACUACCUAUGGGGCUCCCUGUAGCCAGCCCCACACAAGAUGGAGGGGUUAGUCUGGAGGGCCUGGGUCGGUCUCCACUGCAGUACAGCCACAAUGGAGCCCAGGACCCCUCCCUGCCUCUGGCUAAGAGGAUAAAGACAGAGGACAAUAACAUGCAGGUGGAUGAAGCCAAUGGCUACGAGGGCCGGUCCAACAGCGGAGGGGAGGGGGGCUGUGAGUCGGACCAGCCCAAAGAUGAGGGCCCGGGGACCCCCCAAAGAGGCAGUGUCAUCACCUCUGCUAGAGAGCAGCACUCGGGCCAAGAGGAGGGGUGCAUAGUGGGGAACAACUCUCCUCUGGACAGUUUCCCUGGGCUAGCUGAGAAACACCUGGCCUCCCUCUACUCCUCCAUGCCCUCCAACCACAUAGGGGAGGUGGGGCUGCCUAUGCCCAUGUCGGUGGCCCCUUCCCUGGCCAUGUCCCUGGACCUGAGGGCCUAUGGGGGGCUCCUGAACCAGGGCCUGCUCCACAGGGAGAUCCUCAGCAGGCUGGGCCAGUUUGCAGCAGGGAUGAGGCGGGAGGGCCAGAGUCAGACUCAGAGCAGUGGGGACUGUGGUCUCCAGCUGCACGACAGAGAGGUCGUAGAGCAACACAGGAAGCUGCACAGUGAAGGAGAGAAGGAACACGGCUGUGAGUUCUGUGGCAAACACUUCAUGGACAGUGUACGGCUCAGGAUGCACAUGCUCUCUCACUCAGCUGGAGCUGAGGCCCUGGUGUGUGAUCAGUGUGGAGCUACAUUCUCUGCUGAAGAUGCUCUGGAGGCCCACAGACAGACACACACAGGGACAGACAUGGCAGUGUUCUGUCUGCUGUGUGCCAAGCGGUUCCAGACCCAGAAGGCUCUGCAGCAGCACAUGGAGGUUCAUGCAGGGAUGCACAGCUACGUCUGCAGCCACUGUGACCACCCCUUCCCCAGCCACACCACCCUCAAACGCCACCUGCGCUCACACACAGGUGACCACCCGUUUGAGUGUGAGUUCUGUGGGAGCUGUUUCCGGGACGAUGGCAUGUUGAGGGGACACAAACGUAUCCACACAGGAGAGAAGCCUUACGAGUGUAACGGCUGUGGCAAAAGGUUCAGCCUUAAGCAUCAGCUGGAGACUCACUACCGCGUGCACACAGGCGAGAAACCAUUUGAGUGCAAGAUCUGUCACCAGCGAUCCAGGGACUACUCUGCCAUGAUCAAGCACCUGCGCACCCACAACGGAGCGUCGCCCUACCAGUGUACCAUCUGCCAGGACUUCUGCCCCAGCCUGGCAGCCAUGCAGAAACACAUGAAGAGCCACAGACCCGAGGAUGUGCCCCCAGACUGGAGGAUAGAGAAGACCUACCUGUACAUAUGUUACGUCUGAGCAGGACUUAGACACUAAGACACACUAUCCUAGGUGUGGGCAGGUUUUUCAUCGUAUUCUUUCCUCUGAAAGUUGAUCAUUUCUGUGGUUUGAUUGGUUUUAUCACGAAUUGCCGCAAUUAUCUGUUAUUACAUUAAACCUGCGUAUGUGUUGAAGACUGAAAGACUACUGGUCAGGUUACCACAGCAGUAAAAGUGUUACACUAGAAAGGAUGAGUUCUAUCUGCUGUGACUGUGAUUGUGAGAUGUAGAACCCAACUUCUCUGGUUUAAUUGCAAUACUAUACUACAUAGAUUGAUUGAGAUAAACAAUCAUUUCCUGACUUAUUAUUUCCUGUUAUAGAUUGUUUGUUUUCUGCAUGUUUUACUUGAAUGUUCUCCAUAUGCUUGAUUUAAUUUGUGUAUUAUUUUUCAGUGAGCAUAUUACACAUAUGAUUUUCCUUACCUGUCAGUUAGUCUGUCUGCUCAUGCUGAUUGACAGGCAUUAAGGUGCAACAGGUUUUGAUAUUUAUGUCAUGCAUCGUUUUUGUUACCAAAUAGGUGUUGGUUAUUUUGACCCAACCGCAAGGCCGUUUCUUCUGUUAUUAGAAUAAGUGCUACCUCUUCAAUCUUCAACUUUUGCACAGAGGCAAUAGCACAUCUUAGAACUGGUGUUUUUCAGCGUGUUUUCAUCCAUCAUCUGUAGCUUUAACUUCAAAUGUCCUUUUAUAUUGGUGAAGAGGCUUGAAAUGUUCUGAGAAUUAAUUCAUGGAAUUGUUUCGGACGGUUGCCUGUUGGGUGGAAAAAAAGAUUUGAAAGUCUUCAAAGUGACUUUUAUGUGUAUAAUUUUUUAUAAGUUCAAUUAUAGCAGUCUGUUAAAUCACAGAAUUCAAUUUUUCUCUAAGUGAUGAAAAGAAAGAAAAUGUGAAUAAAUGUGUUGGCUUUUUUACUAAACGUGAAAAGAUGAUUCUGUAAAGUUAAAUUACUAAAAGCAGGUUAUCGUCAGUUGUCUGUUGCUGUAAAUGUAAUUGUAUCUUAUUUCUAGACGAGAGCCAGAUGAGGGAUUCUCUGAUUUAAAGAUGUUGUAUUUUUGUAUUACAGUGAUCUGCAAUUUGUUUACAUUUGAUUUGAUUUAUGAAACAUAUUUUCUUGUGUGUUUUGUAAGUCUCUGGAGUCUGAUUUGAGUAAGAGCCCUCCCUGUGCCUCUUUUAUAAAUGGAGAAUAGAUGUGCUGAAUACAUGUACACAGUACAUGUAUGUUUUAUUGAUCGUUGUUGUUCCUGGUUGUUUGUUUAUUGCUAGUGAAGAAAUUAUUUUCACUGCCAUGCCGUAGUAGACCCUAUUGUCUAAACAUUGUAAUUUGAAACAAGAUACUUCUCAUGACUAUGGUAUUAUGCCCCAGGCACCUCAAGCCUCAAAGCAACGAGUGAGAUUUUCUUUCAAAAUGUUCUGUCAUGUCAAAGUAAAAUUUGGAUUGUGAAUUCAUCAAAUGGGAAAAAAUGCACAGAACACACAGAAUACAUAGUGGUGUUGUUAAUCAUCUUUAUAAAGCUCAACGUUGGGCAUAAUAUGGGUCUAACACUAUGGCCUUCUAGAACAAACAGCCAGCACUCAGUGCCAUGAAAACAAUUAGAAGUAUCAACUCAUCUUCACUGUACUGCUAUCUGUUCUAUACUGAACAGAAAUAUAAACGCGACAUGCAACAAUUUUAAUGAUUUUACUGAAUUACAGGUCAUAAAAGGAAAUCAGUCAAAAACAUUAAUUGGGCCCUAAUCUAUGGAUUUCACAUUGCUGGUCGGGGGCGCAGCCAUGGGUGGGCCUGGGAAACCAUAGGCCCACCUACCUGGGAGCCAGGCCAAGCCAAUCAGAGGUUUUUCACCACAGAAGGGCUUUAUUACAGACAGAAAUACUCCUCAGUUUCAUCAGCUGUCUGGGUGGCUGGUCUCAGACGAUCCCGCAGGUGAAGAAGUCGAAUGUGGAGGUCCUGGGCUGGUGUGGUUACACGUGGUCUACGGUUGUGAGGCCGUUUGGAAUUACUGACAAAUUCUCUAAAACGAUGUUGGAGGCGGUUUAUGAUAGAGAAAUUAACAUCCAAUUCUCUGGCAACAGCUCUGGUGAACAUUCCUGCAGUCAGCAUGCCAAUUACAUGCUCCCUCAAAACUUGAGACAUCUGUGGCAUUGUGUUGUGUGACUAAACGGAACAUUUUAGUGGCCUUUUGUUGUCCCCAGCACAAGGUGUACCCAUGUAAUGAUCAUGCUUUUUAAUCAGCUUGUCGAUAUGCCACACCUGUCAGGUGGAUGGAUUAUCUUGGCCAAUGAGAAAUGUGUAAAUAACACGGAUGUAAAACUAUUUGUGCACAACAUUUUAGAGAAAUAAGCUUUUUGUGCAUAUGGAAAAAAGCUGGUGUCUUUUAUCUCACCUGAUGAAACACGGGACCAACACUUUACAUGUUGCAUUUAUAUUUUUGUUCAGUGUACAAACACAUGCACUAUAAGGAUCUUAGGAUUUCCGUGGUGGACCAAAACUAACAGAGCACUUUGAAAAAAAGUUUUUCUUUGAUCUUUCUAUGUUGUAACAAAACGGAAGUUGUUUUAUUUGGUGUGUGUACUAUAAGGAUGUGAUGAUCAUCAUUUAGGUAGAUAUUAGGUCAAUGUUUGUCUACCUCAGCGCCAGUUCAGUCAGUGUUUGUCCUGGUGUCCAAUCAGGGUUGUUCUUCUUGCCAUGUGUGUUAAAUCCUUUUGCAUUACAGCUUUGUAACACUGUGUGUGCAAGUGUUUUCUCAGUGUGGUUUCAGGCACAGCUCUCUUUACGCAUCACUGUUCUGUGGCAUGAUGAAAAAAGAAUAAAACUAUUUUACAAUGCA